AUGGCGAGCAAUGAGACGCUGGUUCAGGACCCAGAUCGGAAUGAGCAUAACGCUCAUUCUCAGCUCGCCGAGAACGGGGAGAAGACCGCGAAUCCUCAACCAUCCCGUGUCGCCAGCGAGAGCAGUCCCAGCAUUACCACCAUCGUCAAUAACGAGAAUUUGAAUCCGCAAAGGACUGUCCAGAAUGAUCCGGCCGGGAGAGGUACACCUCUCAUUACUCGAUCACGCGCGAGAAUGUCAGUUCAGGUGACGGAUCGAUACAUAGAGAAUGCCGCAGCAGCCCCUGACUGGAUGAGGAAGACGCUUGUGCGCCAUGACAUGAUGACGCGCUCCGUCGUGCAAUGGGCCAUGGCACCAAUGGAUAAUCCCCGAAAGAUUAUCUUGGCUCCAAUCUUAGCCGCCCUGAGGAGCUUAUUGACUGCAAUCCCUCUGCUAUUUUUCAACUUCGUCCCCAACUCGCUAUGUUGGGCAGCGUGGGACCCAAAAGACAUUUACGACCCCUACCUCGAGUUCAACGGAAAGUACAACGUUAAUGACCCCGACGCUGGGAGAGGGGAUUCCGGGCCUGUUGGGGACGAUGGCUUGUCACAUCUCGAUGUGCUAGCACGUCGGACGUAUCCAUCGAAGCUCCUGCUCAAGGGGGAAGACGGAAAAUGGACACCAACGGACAUGAACACUGUUAACAAACGACCAAAGUACCUGUUCGUCAGCCAUGUUGGGUCGAAAACAAAACAGGAUGAGCUUCAGUACCUCGACACCGCCCAACGACUCGCAGAGAAAGAAGGACUUACGGCAAUUUACCUGGACGAUUGGUGUUUUACCCGGCACAUCAAGCAAAAGGUGAAGAGUGGCACCCUCUCUGAGAAUGAGGGAAUCGCAAUUACCGACCACCAGAUUUGGACUCUAUGCGACGUCGUCCGUGGCUCGGCUCAAGUGGCCGUUAUCUACCUAGGGGAUUCUUCCUCCUCAAAGUCCAAGACAGAGUGGGGCAAGCGGAUGUGGACAUUUGUUGAAGGACUCUUGGCUCCCGGCAACUCGAUCUUGUUCUGUCCACGAGACUACGACAGGGAAGCCUUUCCCGACGGACCACCGGUGGAAUCGCUUUACAAGGUAGAGAUGACAGCAAGCUACUGGAGCGAGAGCGAUAAGCAGGCAACUCAUGAGGGCGGCAGCUCGGCGCGGCUGUUGGCCGAAUACUUUUCCGGCCAAGUCGUGCUCAGCACUCUAGAGGUUCUCCCACUCAUCUUCGACGCCCUCAACUCCCGCAACACCGGGAACCAGAACUCGCUUUCGGACAUGGGCUACGCCGCAAUGGGUCUGCUCCGUUUUCGCGUCGGGAGGACGCCGGACAGCACGGACAGUCCCACGCUGUUCCAGACUCUGUCCCACCUCUCUCUCAAGAAUGACAGCGACAAAAUCAUCGACCGUAUGAUAAGCCUGCUUCCAUUAUCGAGGCCUAAAGGUCCCGUUCUAUCAGAUGCGUCAAACCACAUCAUCUGGGCUAGUCUUUGCGGAAAGGAUGUCUUCGGCGCACGCGUCCACCAAAUCACGCCCCUGUGCGACGUCGUGGGCGUGGCGGACGAGGACCACACGGUCUUCAUUGACAACUGCCGAGCCAUCAAGAUACAAUGGGAUUCCCUCCCUGCCUUGCGCGUCGAGAAUCACCCAGCGGCCGAGACCGGAUUCGUGAGAUUUCUGCGCACGGCUGCCAUGAGCUCCAUGUCGACCGUCAUUGGCAUGAGCAUUACCAUGGCUGCUGUUGCCGGCGUAAACUCUGGCAGCUCUGGCAACUCCGGCAGAACAAGCUCUCUAUCUGGAGACGAUCGUCCUUCAGAUUUUGCAAUCCGUAUGUUGAGCAAAAUAGUGGCAAUCGCUGCUUGCAUUGGAUGCGCUUGCGCCUUAUUGAUACCCGCGGCCGCACGAAGCAUGUUCGGCACUUUCAAAGUCCAAAAGUGCAACCCUGGUCUGGUUGGAAUCGAGGGUGUCAUGCCCAUCAAAGAGCUGGAAGAGAAGAUCCUUGGAUACAAGUCGUCUGCCGAUAUAUUCAAGUACGCCCCGCUCGCGUCGCACAUUCUUGCAGAUGAGGACAGUUUGGACAGCGAGACCAGAACCCUGGAGAAAGGCAGACCCGCGUGGAUCGAGCAAACAGAGGAUCUGGAUGGAGUCAAAGCUCGGCUCAAAAGAGAGCAAAGACUCUUCACACUUGUCGAUCUGGGUCAUCUAUCCGUCAUGGUGGUGGCUGCAGAGCGGCCGCCUUCCGUUGCGCUUCUAUCUGGUCGAGGGGGCGGGAUGCUUAGAGCUGUUCUCUGCAGUUCCAGCCCCGCCAAAGACUGUCUCUACAAGGAGACAGUGGUUCAGAUGCCGUCCGCUGUGUGGGAUUCUGCGAAGCCUACAAAAUGGCUGAAAGUCUGCUUGCAGACCCGGAACGAAGCCAUGCGCGCCCGGUACCUGGCGUCCGAGGCCACAAUCGCCGCAGAUUCGGCCCAGGAAGCGGCAGAUCGUUCUAGCGCAUGCGCUUGCAGGGCGGCAGCGGAUGCCAAGCGGGCUUCCCAUAAUUCCAAUGGCUCCCCAGAGACCAAGUCAGUGAGUGGUGCGCGAGAGGCGGCUGACCUGGCAAAGAGCGCUGCAGAAGAUGCAGCAUCGGCUGCCAAAAAGGCCCGUAAAGCUGCCGACGACGCUGGCCCUGAGAAGGAGGUGGGACUGGCUAAGCGAGGGCUUGAUGCCGCAAGACAGGCGCUUGGUGAUGCAAACGACGCAUGGCUACGGGCUAGUUACCAGGCGGAUAAAGCUAGAUUUGCCGCUGACAGAGUGAUAUAUAAAUGA
Colletotrichum gloeosporioides is the source of this 2823-nucleotide messenger RNA. RefSeq lists its product as uncharacterized. The coding region runs from base 1 to 2823 and encodes 940 amino acids. The record is from RefSeq and is a predicted model, not a curated record. Lineage: Eukaryota; Fungi; Ascomycota; Sordariomycetes; Glomerellales; Glomerellaceae. The transcript has a single exon.